This is a messenger RNA of Pocillopora verrucosa, 1797 nucleotides long. The record is from RefSeq and is a predicted model, not a curated record. Lineage: Eukaryota; Metazoa; Cnidaria; Anthozoa; Scleractinia; Pocilloporidae.
UUUCCCCUGGCCUAAGCGUGCUCAACGAAGUAAAUUUAAACAGAACCAAAAAUGAUUCUUACAACGCGAAGUAAAAUUGUAAGUUUGAUUGUGAUCGUUUGUUUGACCGGUUUCUUCCUCUAUGCUUCGAACAUAGCCGAGUUCGGACGAGAAAGAACACAGACCAGAAACAUUUACAGCAGAAUAGCGCCUAAAGUGGUCAACCGAAAUGUUUCGCCUACAGAGUCGAAAGCUUCAGUUGGAACGACGAAUACAAAGACAAGUGAGGUCAUCAGUCGAAAGGUUGUUCCAACUCAAGCUACAGCCACAGAAAAACCCACAAAUAAUUCAUCUCCAAAGGUUUUCAUUUAUCUCACUCAAACGGAGCAAUGUCUUCCUUCAAACUUGGCCUCUUCUUCCGAGAUCGGCGACCCCGAGACAUGUCACUGUGAUGUCAUAGUGCUAAGCUUUCGUACUAAAUGUCAGGUGCAAAAAUCGCCUCACAUCACUUAUCUGUUCGAUCCUAAUACUGGAUGGGGAACAGGACGAAAUGUGCUGUAUUUUGCUGCAAUGAAGAGAUCCCCAAAAUACCAUUAUUACAUUUUUAUGGAUGAGGAUGUGGUACUUAGUUUCAAUUCAUUUGCUUCGCAUGAAAUGACAAGGCUUCCACCGUACAGAGUCGUGGAACAAUGGCUCCUAGAUUACGAGCCUGUGGUUGGCGUUUUGGAUUAUGGAGUGCAUCAUGGAGCAAGCUGGACAAAUGAUAGACGACGGAAUAUAUGUAACAUGACGGACAGUCCCCUUGUGAUACCAACAAUAUGGUUCGAUGGCGUUUUUAAUGCAUUUCAUUUCAAAGCUAUCGAGCAUCUUUUCCCUUACCGCGUGCAAUACGAAAAAAUAAGUUGGUGGUCGCUGCAUAGAUACAUCUGGUCUGCUGUGGAACUGAUAUUUCGAGGCCAGGCAUUGAUGUUUGUGGCUGUUACAGCGGGUAAUCCCACACACCGCUCAUACCCAAAGUCUUUAGUGGACAUAAGCACAUAUUGGAGAGACUAUAUAGACACAAUCCGAGAGGAAGCUCCUUUAGUUUACAGAGAUCAACCCUUAUUUGAAGAUUUUAGGCAGAAUCUGGAGAAUUACGUUAUUACCUCUAGCACAUAUUGCAUGACUGUGAUUCGUCAUCAACCUAUUAAACCAUACUCACAUUUUGAUAGUCAGACAGAGUUCCAGUAAAGUUUCCUAUAUGAGGAGGCUAGGAAUAGGUAAACUCGAGUAAAAUGUAGCCUAAUAUAUGCAAGUAAGCAGCUAAUCCCGCACAAAUUCCAAGACACUCUGUUUAUAAACUAGGUGAACUGUAACAGACUCUCCAAGUAUGUCUCCUGGUUUUUAAAACACAGUUUCCAUUCAAAAGACGUGGGAGACACUUGAAUACCACGCUAUUUGGUCUUAGACAUAUUGGUUCUACUGCAGGUGAACACGGCAUGGGUGAACACAGUAGGGAUUUGCUGCAUGCACGAUGGUAAGUAUUAUGUUGCGUGCACAGGUAAUCUCUCCUUAUCAAAGUGAGUCAGAGGCAGAUAACCUCGGAGCAUUGGUAGAGGUGUGGUUUAUAAAAGUGUGAGUCCAAUUGACAUCCUAAAAUGGAUUGGUUUACCUCAGUUACAUCUUCCUUGAAUGCAAAAUGAGAGGAACAUCGCGCUAUUGUUUACAAUGCGCCGUGCGACCGCAGAUUUUCGGCGUCAAACUCAACCGAAUGUGGGUUGUCAUUAGAUAAAAUUUGCUAAGAGAGUUAUGAUUAGGAAAGGGUAGUAACAAAAUAUU